AUGUGCCUGGUGGAGAUUGACAACGGGCAGCAGCAGGAGUUCGAGAGCAAGCUGACCGAUUUGCUGCAGACGGAGAGCCUCACCCACCGUGCUGCCAUUGCCAUGGACACGCACGCCGGGCAGAACCACAGCAACCACAACUCAAUGCCUUUGUCACCGGCCCGCCUCACCCCCCUGCAGGAGAAGGAGGAGCAGCAGGAUCUGAAUAACUGGCUGGUCGUCUACAUUGACAAGGUGCACUCGCUGGAGUCAGAGAACGCACGGCUGCGCAUCACCAACUCGGAGGAGGAGCAGUCCAGCAUUACGGUGGCUAACGAGACUGAACUGUGCCAUGUACGCAAGACGGUGGAGUUGGUGGGCAAGGAGCGUGCACGGCUCCAGCUGGAGCUCACCCAGGUCCACGAGGAUUUCAUGGACUUCAGGGUCAGGAAUGCCAAGAAGGAAGGAGACCUGCUCACUGCCGAGAUCAGCCUGAAGGAUGUAGAGGCCCUAUUCAACUCCAAAAAGGCUACACUCAGCAGCCUCUUGGGGGAGAAGUGCAAACUGGAGACUGAAGGCCGUGACCUCAGAGGCCAGCUGGCCAAGUUGGAGAUGGCCUUGGCCAACAUCAAGAAGCAGCUUCAGGACGAAACGCUGCAGCGGUUAGAUGUGGAGACCAUCCUGCAGACCCUGAAGGAGGAGCUGGACUUCCAAAAGUACAUCUACAGCGAGGAGCUCCGUGAGAGCAAACUCUGCUAUGAGAUGUGCCUGGUGGAGAUCAACAAUGGGAGCCAGUGGGAGUUCGAGAACAAGCUGGCCGAUGCGCUACAGGACCUCUGCGGCCAGCACGAGGCCCAGGUCAAGCUCUACAAGAAGGAGCUGAAGAAGACCUACACGGCCAAGUCUAAUGUAGCUGACAACUUCAGGGGGGAAAAAGAUCUCGGCAUAGAAGAUGAGGAAUGUCUCAACUUGUAUAAUCAGGUACUAGCAAGUAGUGGCUUGGAGAUAGUCUUGGCCUUUGAAUCACUAAUUAACAGUGUUCAAAGGGAACUUGGAGCCGUCUGUGGGCCGAGUGGUCUAUAUCAAUCACGAAGUAAUUUUUGGUUUGACAAAGAUUGCCUGAUGCUUAGGAACCAGAUUAAACGGGUUUACCUGUUCUACCGCAACCGAGGGGACAAAUGCCCACCAGAGGACUAUUACCACCUGAGGCGGGAGUAUAAAGGAUUGAUUGCUAAGAAAAAAAAAGCUAAAGAGAGAGAGAAGUGGGAUCUACUUCUUCUCUCCAUCCAGCAGCAGGACACCUGA
Molecule: messenger RNA, 1284 nt
Organism: Thamnophis elegans (Western terrestrial garter snake)
Lineage: Eukaryota; Metazoa; Chordata; Lepidosauria; Squamata; Natricidae
Product: prelamin-A/C-like
Source: RefSeq, a predicted model, not a curated record